Messenger RNA from Amaranthus tricolor (Joseph's coat), 1243 nucleotides. RefSeq names its product COBRA-like protein 1. The record is from RefSeq and is a predicted model, not a curated record. Gene Ontology annotation, cellular component: plasma membrane. Bases 84 to 725 code for a protein of 213 amino acids. Gene Ontology annotation, biological process: plant-type cell wall cellulose biosynthetic process; cellulose microfibril organization. NCBI's taxonomy places the organism in Eukaryota, Viridiplantae, Streptophyta, Magnoliopsida, Caryophyllales, Amaranthaceae. The transcript is spliced from 4 exons.
GGGACAGUUCAGCUGAAUAGGAGGGAGUAAUAUAUAAAUCCAUACAAAUCAAUAGUCAAUGAAAUAAGAUCCAUACUGAAGCCAUGCUGAAUAAUUUGUGGGUUUACAGCUUAUUCUUUAUCAUCUUUCUCUCUUCUUUAAGGUUUAUUCCUGCAGCAAAUUGUCAUUCAAAUCCAAAUGAAAAUAUUACAAUCAAGUGGGAUCUUAUAAAUUGGACUCCAGAUGGUUAUGUUGCUGUAAUCACAAUGUACAACUUUCAAAAACGUCCAAUUAGAGCACCAGGAUGGCAAUUAAGUUGGAUUUGGGCAAAAAAUGAAGUCAUAUGGACCACACUUGGAUGCCAAGCAACGCACCAAGGGGAUUGUUCAAAGUUCAAAAAUUACAUCCCAGCUAGUUGCAAGAAAAGUCCUACCAUUGUAGACUUGUCCCCACAUACACCAUUCAAUCAACAAGUCGAAAACUGUUGUCGAGGAGGUCUGCUCGAUGCUUGGUCGAACAAACCUCAAUCUCGAUCGAUAAGCAGUUUCCAACUUAGUGUUGGAUUAUCAGGGAAUACUAAUAGAGAUGUAAAAUUGCCUAAAAAUUUUAAUUUUAAGGCUCCUGGAGGUAAAUAUACGUGUGGACCUGCGAAGGUAAUUGAGCGUACAAAUUAUAUAACUCGGGACAAGAGAAGAUUUACUCGUGCAUUAAUGACUUGGAAGGUUAUAUGUAAGCACUCUGGUUAAUUCUAUUUCCGGGAAAUAACUAAAAUAAAGCAGCCCCGUGAAUUAUAUUGGACUUUUGUUCAUAGCUUAUUGUCAAAUUGCUUAUGUCUUCUAUUUAAUCAAUGAUGAAAUUUGCGUAAAAUGUUGUAUAUUUUAUUUUAUAAAUUUGUUAUGGAGCUUGUAAUUUGUAAACAAGUCUUAUAUGAUAAGAAAAUUGGCUGCGGAUAAAUCAGAUGAUGUUUCAUCUUAAAACCAAUUAGUAAUACGAAAAGUAGUCCAUAUAACUUAUAUUUCUCUUAAUUUUUCGAUAUGGGAUUACAUUUAAAUUUUUUUAGAGCAACUCUUUCGCUUUAAUAUUUCUUUUGUUCCUUUUGUGGUUUCAACUCUUCAAAGUAAAUCUAUAUAUCUCACUAAAAAGAAAAUGUAUAAUUAAAAGACGAAGAAAGUAUUUUCUAUUUUAUGAGGAGAGAAAGUAAUAGUGGUACUCAUCAUUAGUCAUUGGGCCUCUUCAUAUAUUUGUGAGAAAAUUUGAAAUACUU